AGAAGGGGGAACCCACGGCAGGGAGGAGGGAAAGAGGGCGGGCGUGGAAGGAGAGAACUGAAGUGCAGGGGCACCGUCAUGGUGAGAAGAUGGAAGAAGUGGCAGUGAAGCAGGGCCCCCUGUAUCUUCUGCAGCAGCAGACUUUUGGAAAGAAAUGGCGCCGGUUCGGGGCUAUGCUGUAUGGAGAGUCGGGCUGCGCCCUGGCCCGACUGGAGCUCCUGGAAGGCCCCGAGAAGCCGCGCCGGGGAGAGCCUGCCAGGAGGGUGAUCCGCCUCAGUGACUGCCUACGGUUGGCUGAGGCCGGCGGGGAGGCCAGCAGUCCCCGGGAUACCAGCGCCUUCCUCCUGGAGACCAAGGAGCGCCUGUACCUGCUGGCAGCCCCCGCUGCUGAGCGCAGUGACUGGAUGCAGGCCAUCUGCCUCUUGGCCUUCCCUGGCCAGAGGAAGGAGCUGCUGGGGCCGGCGAGGAAGGGCAGCUGGCCCUGCAUGGAGGAGAAUGAACUGUACAGCAGCGCGACCACAGUGGCCCCCCGCAAGCAGUUCUCUGUGACCAUGAGACCCACAGAAGCCAGUGAGAGGUGUCGGCUCCGGGGAUCCUAUACCCUGCGGGCUGGAGAGAAUGCUCUGGAGCUGUGGAGUGGCCCUGAGCUGGGCACCCAGCUAUAUGAGUGGCCUUACAGGUUCCUGAGGCGCUUUGGGCGGGACAAGGUAACGUUUUCCUUUGAGGCAGGCCGGCGUUGCGUCUCUGGAGAGGGCAACUUUGAGUUUGAAACCCGUCAAGGCAAUGAGAUCUUCUUGGCUCUGGAAGAAGCCAUCUCUGCCCAGAAGAACAGCACCCUUCCUGGGCCCCAAACCCAGCCAGCCGCAGCCCCUGCGGUGCUGCCCCGGCCAGAAAGCCCCUAUUCCCGGCCUCACGACUCACUGCCACCUCCAUCGCCCACCACUCCAGUCCCCACUACCCGGCCGCAGGGUUCAGAGGGGGAAUACGCAGUGCCCUUCGACGCAGUGGCCCGUAACCUGGGGAAGAGCUUGAGGGGCAUCCUGGCGGUUCCUCCUAAGAUCCCAGUGGACCCUCUCUAUGACAGCAUUGAGGAGCACCCAGCCCCGCACCCCGACCACAUAUAUGAUGAGCCCGAGGGAGUGGCCGCCCUGUCCCUGUAUGACAGCCCACAGGAGCACAAGGGGGAAGCCUGGAGGAGGCAGGCCACAGCUCACAGGGACACCAGCAGCCUCCAGCAAGUCUACUCAGCAGGGCAGGACUUCUCUGCGUCUGGCUGGCCACCGGGAACAGAGUAUGACAAUGUCGUACUUAAGAAAGGCCCUAAGUGAUGGGAGACAGAGGAGAUGUGGACUUUAUUGGAUGCUGGUGCUGAAGCUAUCCUGUGCCUGCUGGGGCACUGGUCAGAGGCUGGUGCAAAGUAGCCUGAGGGCGACCACAGGCCACCCUUCUAGUUUCUACAGGUUACUUCUCCUGGCCACCGCACUCCAGGGACUUCCCUCUGCGCCUUCCAGAGCCCUAGCCUUGGCCUGCCCUAGUCUGGUCUGAGGAGUUGUCCCUCCCAGGGCCUGCUGUGUGAGUCAUAGUCCCAAAGCAGGAAGAAUGCCCUAAAGAGACGCACCCUCCUCCUACCCCUUUUCCACUUCCUCUUCUGUCUUUCCUAAAGGAAGCUUGGGCAUUUAGGGCAGAGGACAAAUGGAUGUCAGCAAAUUGCCCUGGUUCCUUGCCUUAUACAGGCCUCCUCCCUGCUAACGUCCCCUUCAGGGGACCGCCCUGGCUCCAGGCACUAGGAGGAUGGCAGCAGCUUUAUGUAGGUUUUGGGCUUCUCUGUGGCAUUAAACACAUCUGGAAUA
Molecule: messenger RNA, 1850 nt
Organism: Hyaena hyaena (striped hyena)
Lineage: Eukaryota; Metazoa; Chordata; Mammalia; Carnivora; Hyaenidae
Gene: DOK2
Product: docking protein 2
Exons: 5
Coding region: 90-1328 (412 amino acids)
Biological process (GO): cell surface receptor protein tyrosine kinase signaling pathway; positive regulation of MAPK cascade
Cellular component (GO): cytoplasm
Source: RefSeq, a predicted model, not a curated record